Messenger RNA from Dovyalis caffra, 282 nucleotides. The record is from the annotation of a GenBank genome assembly. Lineage: Eukaryota; Viridiplantae; Streptophyta; Magnoliopsida; Malpighiales; Salicaceae.
AUGGGGCAUAGAGCUCCCGAUGGAAUAAUAAAACAGCUGCAUCCAAUACCAUUGGGAAAAUUUAACAAAGUAAAAGGAAUAAAGGAACCUCUUACACCAAGGUUAGCCAAGAAAUCUGCACACGUCAAGCUUCUUGAGUGCGGGCGCAAGAUUACUUUCACUAGCACAACCUGUGUUGAGCUUACAAAUUCUCGUUUUGCUCGGGUUGACUUUUUGGACAGAAGCCCCACAAAACAUAUCAGGGCAUCUCAUAACAAGACGAAUCCGAUAUCCACAGAAUAG